Thrips palmi is the source of this 773-nucleotide messenger RNA. RefSeq lists its product as uncharacterized. The coding region runs from base 192 to 773 and encodes 193 amino acids. The record is from RefSeq and is a predicted model, not a curated record. The transcript has 8 exons. Lineage: Eukaryota; Metazoa; Arthropoda; Insecta; Thysanoptera; Thripidae.
CGUGUGUGCGUGUCCCAGUGCUUGCCCUCCCCCUCCCGCCCCUGAUUGGAUAAUUCGCCUUCGCAGCCGCUGGCGGCACCAGCUUCAAAGCAGCCGGGGCCAUGGCGGCCUGCCCCGCCGUCGGCCUGAGCGUGCCCUGGGCGCCUUGAGUCAGGCAGUCAGCCCUACGAGCAGCUCGACUCAAAAAGGCCAUGGAGCGUCGUGACGUGGUGCUGCUGGCCGUGCUGGGCCUGGUGGCGCUGCUGCUGCUGCUGGGCGCCGGCGCCGCCGCGCUGUGGUGGGUGCGGCGCAAGCGCAAGCGCGAGGCCGACGAGGAGGCCGCCGCCAAGGAGCCCGUCAAGCAGCAGCGCAACAACGGCUUCCUCUCCCUCAAGACGCCCCUCAUCUCCACCAAGACGCUGGGGGAAACAGUUCUGCCCUGUGCCUUCCUGGGGCUCCCCAUGGGCAGAGCUCAGUUAGAGACGGCGGGCACCGCGGGCUCCAAGAGCCCUGCCGGCUCUGCGGCGGGCUCCACCUCGGCCGCCGGAGACCCGAAGGGCGCCGCAGCGGCAGCCAGCGGCGCGGCGGGGGCGCAGAACAAGCAGCUGCAGAAUGUCAAGGGAGACCACCCAUCGAUGGCCUUCCUGCAGUCCCGGUCCAUCUCACUGGUGGACAUGUACAUCGACAACUCGGAGCCGUCAGAAAACGUCGGCCAGAUCCAUUUCAGCCUGGAAUACGACUUUCAGAAUACUACCCUCAUCCUCCGGAUACUUACCAGCGAUAAUCAAAAGUAG